This is a messenger RNA of Spirodela intermedia, 1283 nucleotides long. The record is from the annotation of a GenBank genome assembly. NCBI's taxonomy places the organism in Eukaryota, Viridiplantae, Streptophyta, Magnoliopsida, Alismatales, Araceae.
AUGCGUAGAUCAAGGUCUAAAUGGUUGACUGGAUGAUUGUUUUCUGUGUCAUGUAGUCUAAACUUGUUGAAGAUCGACUAUAAAAUUUUACUUUUUUUGUUUUUCUUUUCUCUGUAACUAUUUAGCCCGUCUGCUCGUUCAACGAGCAAGGAAGUAGCGAUGCCGCAGCAACCGCAGCGGCCGUCCCCCCGUGCCCCUCUCCACAACCCUAAGACGUCCAGCUCCGACUCAAGCGGCGCGCGAACUACCCGACGCAGCAGCCCCAACCCAGAGAGCACCCGCCGCCGUUCCCCUCGCACCCCCCUUCAAGAGGUAACCAAUCGCUGAGGAUGUUCAUUUCUGCAACUUUUGGGGGAAUACAUUGUUCAGUCUGCAACUCCUGCAACACGUCGUAUCCGAUUUCUUAGCUACCAGCAGGGAACCAGAGAAAGUUGGGUCCUCCGACUAGAGGCGAAGGGGACCAGAGGAAGAAGAUGGGGACAAAGGCGAGCGAUCUAGAGGCAAAGUUGGGUCGCGCCCAAGAGGAGCUGAGAAAAAUCAAGGAGCAGCUAGUGUCUGCCGAGUCCGCCAAGAAUGACGUCCAGGAUGAGCUUGCAGAGGCAAAGAAGAAGCUCCCCGCCCCCAUGGCCGCCACCACGGGAGAUCAAGCGGACCUCGACCAGAAGAACAGCGGAGAACCAGACAACGAUGAGCCACCACCUGAGGAACCAGGUCUUCACGUAGAGGAAGAUGAAGGCACAGUAAACUUGGCGGAGGAAAAGGUUGCAGAGGAAGAGCACCGAGCGAAGCUCGAAGAGGAAGGGGAGCUCGAACGCUGCUGGACGGAGAACGCCAGUCUGAAGAAACAACUGAUGGAGGCGGAAAAGAGAGCUGUCGCAGCCGAGAACAGGGCAGAGGAGACGGCCCAGCAGCUGAGCCGCUCAGGGGAGGAGCUGGCGGAGGCCAAGCUCAAGGCCAGUCAACUGCAGGAGCGGCUCGAGUCGGUGGAGUGGGCGAGGGCCUCGCUGGAGGCGGAGAUGAAGAAGACGAAGGUCCAGGCCGAUCAGUGGAGGAAGGCGGCGGAGGAGGCGGCGGCUGUGCUGGCGCCCACCGGCGCCGCCGCCUGGCCGAGGGCGACGGCGUGGCCUGCGGCCAUGGGUUACGAAGUGGGCGACGGUGUCUUCACCAGCCUCUGGUCGCCGCUUGCGACUGUUGAGAUGGAUAUGGCUAGAGUUGAGAAGAAGACAGGGGGAAUCCGUAUGUUCGGCGACCUGUGGAAGAAGAAGGGUCCCCAAAGAUUCUAG